AUGCUGCUGACCCUGGGCCUCCUGCUGCUGCUGUCGCUCCCAGGGGCCGUAACCUCUGCCACCCUGCACCUGGGGGAAAGCAUCCCCGGCACAGACAGCGGGCAUCUGCAGGAAGUGGCAGAAAUAAAGAAAAAUGGCCUUUUGACUUUACUAGCUUGGUGGAACGAGAGGACCUCGCAGGCCCAGGCAGCGCCCUCUGUAGGUGGGGAGGUGGCCAAGCAGCAGGACAGCUCGCCCCCUCAGCAGGCCACGCGCCGAGAGAAAGCUCCUUGUAAGAAUUUCUUCUGGAAGACCUUCUCCUCCUGCAAAUGA
Orycteropus afer afer is the source of this 312-nucleotide messenger RNA. Its product is annotated as cortistatin-like. Gene Ontology annotation, molecular function: neuropeptide hormone activity. The transcript has 2 exons. The record is from RefSeq and is a predicted model, not a curated record. Gene Ontology annotation, cellular component: extracellular region. Gene Ontology annotation, biological process: regulation of cell migration. Lineage: Eukaryota; Metazoa; Chordata; Mammalia; Tubulidentata; Orycteropodidae. The coding region runs from base 1 to 312 and encodes 103 amino acids.